AUGAAAGUCCUGAUUGUACUCGCUGUUUGUCUUGUUCUCGUCUAUCAGACAGCUUUUGCUCUUCCGCCUCCAUACUACGGGCACGGUUGGGGAUAUGGACGCCCACCACCAUACUACUAUGGACAUCACAGACCAUACGGACACUAUGGAUACGGAUAUAAUCCUGUUCGAUCAGCCAUUCGAGGAGCAGUCGCUGGCGCCAUCGUUGGAAGCGUUGUUGGGUGA
Auanema sp. JU1783 is the source of this 225-nucleotide messenger RNA. The record is from the annotation of a GenBank genome assembly. Lineage: Eukaryota; Metazoa; Nematoda; Chromadorea; Rhabditida; Rhabditidae.